AUGGACGUGGAAAACAUAAAGGAUGAUGCUGAAAUUGGUUUAUAUAAAGAAGACCACUUUAAAGAUUAUGUCAAAGAGAAAUACAAUGUUGAAUCAGAAUCAUAUCUUGAUAACUCAAAUAUUCUAAAAAUGGUAUAUGCGCUAGAAUGGUUUAAUAUUAAGAAAAACAACUCCUUAGCUCUUGUAAAAUACCACCCGAAUAUCACAAAUCGUGAUUACCAAAAGGCUUUGGAUCUUGAAAACCAGCAAAUCAUUGAUCAGUGAGCUUGCUUCUUCGUAUCCUCACUCAUAUGAAACAGAUUGCUGCUAUCUAGGUUUAACAGAAGAGUUUUCAGGUAUCCUGUAGUUACUCUAAUCUCAUCAAUCUUUACCUUUGGAAUGACUUACACAGUACUUGAUUUUUUAAUCAACAAAGAAAUCACCAACGGUUUGGAGCAAUACCUUGAACUACACUACGAUGCAGAUGCCAUGAAGAGGGACCUUGAAGAGACUGGAAUAUCAAUCAAGGCGAAGUAUUAUGAUAAGGAAGAAGUGCAGUCACAGGUUGACAAAAAAGAGAAGGAAUAA
Moneuplotes crassus is the source of this 567-nucleotide messenger RNA. The record is from the annotation of a GenBank genome assembly. Lineage: Eukaryota; Ciliophora; Spirotrichea; Euplotida; Euplotidae.